UCUGAUAGCGCCGCCGCGCUACGUCAUGACCACCACCACACUGGAGCGCACAGAGGGUCUCUCUGUCCUCAACCAGGCCAUGGCUGCCAUCAAAGAGAAGAUUGAGGAGAAGCGAGGAGUGUUUAACAUCCAGAUGGAGGCGAAGGUUGUGACCGACAUAGAUGAGACAGAGCUGGCCCGCCAGCUGGAGCAACUGGAGAGAGAGAACGCUGAGGUGGACGGAGAUGACGAGGAUGGAGAGAUGGAGGCCAAGGCAGAGGACUAAACUAGAUGAAGAACUGAGGGAUUGGAUACGACGACGAGACCAAUUAUACAUAUGCAGUCCAGAGCAUGUAUUCAUAAAGCAUCUCAGAGUAGGAGUGCUGGUCUAGGAUCAGCCCACCCCCCCAUAUGUAAUCUUAUGCAUAAUGAUCUAAAAGGCUAAACUUAUCCUAGAUCAGAACUCCUAUUUUGAGAUAUUUCAUGAAUACAGGCCUUGUCUGAUGAGAUGACGAACUUCAUAUCAAAUCAAGCAUUCUAGAACGUCUCUCCAACUGAACCCUUUGGAUCAGUAGCAGGGACCCUCUCAGGGAGACUGAUAGAGAGAUGGCUACAGGCACUGACUGUCAUACUGCCAAACAGGGCUGGGAAAGGCCUCUGUGAUUAUACCAAUGGACACAAUAACAACUGAAUAUGAUCACUGAACCCUAGCUGUUUGAAUUGCAUAAGAACGGGUGGGUUGGGGUAGGAUUAGCCUUUUUGUGCUGUAGCCAACUCCUCUCUGUGUGGAAGAGUUGGCUACAGCACAUAUAAUACAAAAUGGGACAAGGCUUGGGUUGGUGGGGUGGUAGCCUGGUCCCGUGCUGAAUGUUCUUUAACCAACUC
This is a messenger RNA of Salvelinus namaycush (lake trout), 864 nucleotides long. RefSeq names its product eukaryotic translation initiation factor 2 subunit 1-like. Bases 26 to 265 code for a protein of 79 amino acids. The transcript has 2 exons. The record is from RefSeq and is a predicted model, not a curated record. Gene Ontology annotation, molecular function: translation initiation factor activity; RNA binding; ribosome binding. NCBI's taxonomy places the organism in Eukaryota, Metazoa, Chordata, Actinopteri, Salmoniformes, Salmonidae. Gene Ontology annotation, cellular component: eukaryotic translation initiation factor 2B complex; eukaryotic 48S preinitiation complex; eukaryotic translation initiation factor 2 complex.